UUCAACUGACUCAUGAUUUCAACCGAUGAAAAAUAAUAAUAAUAAUUUCAUUUAUUAUUGUUAUAAUAGGUAAAUUCAAGUCGUAGAAUUGCUGAACAAACAGUAACAAAUUUAACUAUACAAGCAACAACUAUAAAAGAACGUAUAGCUGAUAUGUAUAAUCUUACAAAAAAUUUAAUAAAUGAAGCUGAAAAAUAUGUCAAUCUAUACAGUAGUAUGAGUCAAGAGAAAUUCGAUGAAAUUUUAAGAACCCUUCAAAAUGCAAAAUUGAAUGUUAGUCUAUAUGAAGCAGAACAGAUAAUUCAACAAUUAGAAAAAUAUGCUAUAGACUUGGAGGAUAAAGUUAAACGUAUUUUAGCCGAAACUGAAUUGGAUCGUCAACGUACUGGGAAUUUAUUAAGACGUGCUGAAACUAUUAGAGAUAAAGCAAAAGAUUUUAUGGAACAAAUUAAUCAGUUGAAAGAGGCCGAUAAGAUCUACCAAGGAAUAGAAGAGAAACCAAUUAUUCAAAAAGUUGAUGACGUUGAAUUAUUCGAUCAAAUUACACAAUUAACUGAACAAAUAGAUGGAUUCAAAAACCAAGUUAUUAUGUUCUCACGUGAUUCAAGUUUUCAAUCGGAUAAAGCGAAAGAGGCUUCUGAAGUAGCAGAUGACCUACUGUCAAGUACUAAUGUUGCUAGACGUGAAACUUUAGAUACAUUACAACAAAUUGAACUUGUUGAAAUCACAUUCAAGCAAUUAGACGAGAAAAUGUUAGAACUUGACAAAUUGAUGCGUGCAUUAGAUACAGGUGGUCGUGAUACUGAAGAUGAACGUUUACCAGAUACUACAUUAACUGAUCCAGCUAAACUAAUGGAAGAAAUUCAAAAUUAUACCAGUACUUUAGAACUAAAUACAGAUGAAGUUAAAAGUAUAUUAACAAAUUUAAAAAGAUUAGAAAUAGAAAGUGAAUAUUUAACUGAUGAAUUAAAAGGUUAUAUGGAUAAAAUGCAUAAAUUAAAUAUACAUUUAUCACGUACUACAAAACAUCAUCAAUUAUGCACUUAA
Molecule: messenger RNA, 1047 nt
Organism: Schistosoma mattheei
Lineage: Eukaryota; Metazoa; Platyhelminthes; Trematoda; Strigeidida; Schistosomatidae
Source: the annotation of a GenBank genome assembly